Messenger RNA from Symphalangus syndactylus (siamang), 692 nucleotides. RefSeq lists its product as uncharacterized. The record is from RefSeq and is a predicted model, not a curated record. NCBI's taxonomy places the organism in Eukaryota, Metazoa, Chordata, Mammalia, Primates, Hylobatidae.
AGAAAGUGAGGGACUCUAGGUUGAUUUGGAAUUUUUUCCUUGACAAUAAUGACCUGCUUCCUAAUUAGGGAGAGAAAUGGGGUGGGGCGAGGAUGUGGAUGGAGGCGGAUAAAGCCCCAGCUUUUCCCGCAGAGAGAGUGCUCCUCACAGCAGGGCAAGAAGGGGGCCACAGGACCAGGCUUUCCUGUUCGGAGGCGCCAUCUCCAGCCCCGGGACCACCCCUUCUCAGGCUUCCCUGGGCCGCGUACACCGGGCAGACAGCGCAGCGUGGGCCACACCUCAGAGGACCCUCGAGGCCCAGGGACCGCAGGGGACCACAAAGGGGCCUCCAUGGCUGCGCUGACAGUCUCCAGCGCAAGGGAGGAGAAACAGCAUCGGAGGAGACAACAGUCUCCCUACGUGUGCAAGACACGGUGCGGAAGUCAUCUCCCCAGCACCUCAGCCCCUGCCCACUGCUGCUCGGGACAAGGUAACCUGUGGAGGAGGCAGCCCGUGUCCCGGGAGCUUCCAGCUGGGACCCUGAUGACACAUCCCUGUGCAGUCCCAGUCCUUGGUGGACCCUGCAACUGCCCUGUGGAAAACCGGAGCAGCUACUGGAGGAUGAGACCACGCAGGCCGGGCCACGCUGCCCCAGCCAGGACCAUGUGCACCGGCCCGUAGCCAGCCUGCCCCCAAACACAUGGGAGGCCAGA